Messenger RNA from Hevea brasiliensis (rubber tree), 3285 nucleotides. Its product is annotated as puromycin-sensitive aminopeptidase. The coding region runs from base 140 to 3082 and encodes 980 amino acids. Gene Ontology annotation, molecular function: metallopeptidase activity; zinc ion binding. Gene Ontology annotation, biological process: proteolysis. The transcript has 33 exons. Gene Ontology annotation, cellular component: chloroplast. The record is from RefSeq and is a predicted model, not a curated record. NCBI's taxonomy places the organism in Eukaryota, Viridiplantae, Streptophyta, Magnoliopsida, Malpighiales, Euphorbiaceae.
UCUUUGUGGGUCUCUUUCAUUUUAGGGUUUUAGGCGCCUUUUCUGGGUUUUAACCUUCUGGGUCUUUUUUUUUUCGUUGCUUAAAACCGUUGUCUAACUAAUAGAUCAUAGUAAUUUACAUAGGAAUUUUUCAGUUUAAAUGGCUCGGUUGAUUCUUCCAUGCAGAAGUUCGUGUUUGACAAAGACCACUCUCUUGGGUUUGAUUUCCUCUGCUCCUCUUCACGCUACAGGCCGAGCUAGCUUCUUUCGGAAUUCAGUGAAAAAUAUCUCCAAACAUAGGCGUUUCCUUAGAUCAGAGGUCACAGUUGGAAGGAAUUAUCGGUUUCUGUAUCCUGCAUUACAGGCCAAGGAAGACAACAAGAGGCUAAUUUGUUCAGUUGCCACUGAACCCUUGCCUAAGCAAGUUGAAGAGUCCAAAAUGGAUACUCCAAAAGAAAUCUUUUUGAAGGAUUACAAGUUUCCAGAUUACUAUUUUGACACGGUGGAUUUAAAUUUUUCACUGGGUGAGGAGAAAACAAUUGUUAGUUCAAAAAUAACCGUUUGCUCCAGAGUUGAAGGUUCUUCUUCCCCGCUGGUUUUGGAUGGCCAUGAUCUAAAGUUAAUUUCAAUCAAGGUCAAUAGUGAGGAACUAAAGGAUAAAGAUUAUCAUUUGGACUCACGCCGAUUGACAAUUUCGUCACCACCUACUGGUACCUUUUCGUUAGAAAUCGUUACUGAGAUAUAUCCUCAGAAGAACACAUCAUUGGAGGGGCUUUAUAAGUCAUCUGGGAAUUUCUGCACUCAAUGUGAAGCAGAGGGUUUUCGCAAAAUUACAUUCUAUCAGGAUCGCCCUGAUAUAAUGGCAAAGUAUACAUGCCGGAUUGAAGCUGAUAAAUCAUUAUACCCAGUACUUCUAUCUAAUGGGAACCUCAUAGAACAAGGAGAUCUUGAGGGUGGUAAGCAUUAUGUUUUUUGGGAGGAUCCCUUCAAGAAACCUUGCUACUUGUUUGCCUUGGUUGCUGGACAGUUGGAGAGCAGGGAUGACAUUUUUGUUACCCGGUCUGGUCGAAAGGUGUCACUAAGAAUUUGGACCCCAGCCCAAGACCUACCCAAGACAGCACAUGCCAUGUUUGCACUUAAAGCAGCAAUGAAAUGGGAUGAGGAUGUUUUUGGUCUUGAAUAUGAUUUGGAUCUCUUCAAUAUUGUUGCUGUCCCAGAUUUUAACAUGGGAGCUAUGGAAAACAAAAGUCUAAAUAUUUUCAAUUCCAAGCUUGUUUUGGCAUCUCCAGAAACUGCUUCAGAUGCGGAUUAUGCUGCAAUUUUGGGAGUCAUUGGCCAUGAGUAUUUCCACAACUGGACUGGAAACAGAGUGACUUGUCGAGACUGGUUCCAGCUCAGUUUAAAGGAAGGUCUUACUGUAUUCCGGGAUCAGGAAUUUUCGUCAGACAUGGGAAGCCGUACUGUAAAGAGGAUAGCUGAUGUUUCAAAGCUUCGAAAUUAUCAGUUUCCACAGGAUGCUGGUCCCAUGGCUCAUCCUGUGCGUCCACAUUCUUACAUCAAGAUGGAUAACUUCUACACAGUCACGGUUUAUGAAAAGGGAGCUGAAGUUGUCAGGAUGUACAAGACCUUACUGGGGAGUCAAGGUUUCAGAAAGGGCAUGGAUCUUUAUUUUAAGAGGCACGAUGGCCAAGCUGUAACUUGUGAAGAUUUCUUUGCUGCCAUGCGAGAUGCGAAUGAUGCAGAUUUUGCUAAUUUCUUACUAUGGUACUCCCAAGCUGGUACGCCUAUUGUGAAAGUUGCAUCAUCCUAUGAUGCUGAAGCUCGUACUUUCUCCUUGAAGUUUAGUCAAGAGGUACCUCCAACUCCAGGGCAACCAGUUAAAGAACCAAUGUUCCUUCCUGUGGCAGUAGGUCUACUUGAUUCAACUGGCAAAGACAUGCCCCUCCUCUCUGUGUAUCAUGAUGGAUCAUUGAAGUCUUUUACGAGCAACAAUCAACCAGUAUACUCGACAGUUCUUAGAGUGGCCAAGAAAGAGGAAGAAUUUGUGUUCCAUGACAUAAUUGAGCGGCCAGUUCCUUCUAUAUUGCGGGGUUAUAGUGCUCCUAUCCGUCUUGAAUCCAAUCUCUCUGACAGUGAUCUGUUUUUCCUCCUUGCUCAUGAUUCAGAUGAAUUUAACCGUUGGGAAGCUGGACAGAUCUUGGCAAGGAAGCUGAUGCUGAACUUAGUGGCUGAUUUCCAACAAAAGAAACCAUUGGUUUUGAAUCCUAAGUUUGUGCAUGGGCUCAAAAGCAUACUUUGUGACUCCAGCUUGGAUAAAGUAUUUAUUGCGAAGGCAAUAACUCUCCCCGGUGAAGGAGAAAUAAUGGACAUGAUGGAAGUUGCAGACCCUGACGGUGUUCAUGCUGUUCGAACUUUCAUCAGGAAGCAGCUUGCCUCUGAACUGAAAUCAGAGCUACUAACUACGGUUGAAAAUAAUAGGAGCCCAGAAGAGUAUGUGUUCAACCAUUCUAACAUGGCUAGGCGUGCUUUGAAAAAUGUUGCCCUUGCAUAUCUUGCAUCAUUGGAGCACGAGGAGUUAACAAAGCUUGCGCUACAUGAGUACAGAACUGCCACAAAUAUGACAGAACAAUUUGCAGCUUUGGCAGCCAUAGCCCAGAACCCUGGUAAAACACGUGAUGAUGUCUUGGCUGACUUCUACAACAAAUGGCAGCAUGACUUUUUGGUUGUGAAUAAGUGGUUUGCCCUCCAAGCCAUGUCUGACAUUCCUGGUAAUGUUGAGAAUGUCAGGAACCUUUUAAAUCAUCCAGCAUUUGACCUGCGCAAUCCAAACAAGGUAUACUCGCUCAUUGGAGGAUUUUGCAGUUCUCCUGUGAAUUUCCAUGCAAAGGAUGGAUCAGGCUAUCAGUUCUUAGGCGAGAUAGUGGCGCAAUUAGACAAAAUUAAUCCUCAGGUGGCCUCCCGCUUGGUGUCAGCCUUCUCAAGGUGGAGGCGCUAUGAUGAAACCCGGCAAACUUUUGCCAAGGCACAGCUGGAGAUGAUCAUGUCUGCCAAUGGACUCUCUGAGAACGUCUUUGAGAUUGCCUCUAAAAGUUUGUCUGCUUAAAUGCUGGUAGUUGUUAUCAAUGCGAAAUAAGCAUGCUUAACUCAUUUUCAAGACCACCAUAAUAAUUAAUAAGUGUGUUUUUGCCCUUAAUACUUGCCUCUGCUGUAGCAGCAGUUGCUGCAUUCUGUAGCUCUCCAAACAAAUUUAUGUGUGAAAUGAUGUGCAAAGGUAACCGAAGUAAAAGAGUUCUGGUAUUUUCUUUA